AUGGACGCGUGCCGGCCAUCCCACGGCUCCCCUACCGGAUAAGGCCAAGCCAGACCCCCCCGCAAACCCUAGCGCCUCCGCCACUCCUCCCCCUUCUCCCUCACGCGUGCGCGCCUCUCCUCUCUCUCUCUCUCUCUCUCUCUCUCCAGUACGCUCCCGUCGCCGUGCGCUGGUCAAUCCCGCGGCCACCGGGCCCCUCCGGCCUCGCCGGUCUGUCCUGGAGCUCCAGCGCCGUCGUCCUCUUCGUCUGGUUCCACUGGACCGCGCUGGGGGCCGCCGGAGCACCCGCCUCGACUCCUUCUUCCUCCUCUGCUCCGUCGUCGCCGUCGCAGGGAACCGCCGCCUCCAGGGAGCCUUCCCCGAGCACAUCUUUGCACACCUGCAGGCGCGAUAUGAUUAUUCUAAGUUGUUGAGGAAAUGUACAACUAAAACACCACCAAAAGUAGGAAACUAGCUAGCCUGCUCUCAGUAAGUGAUGGCAGAGACAAUCCUUCUUCUGGCCAUUGAAAAGAUCGGAAUUGCCUUAGCAAAUGGAGCAGCAAAGCAGGCAAAUGCCAAGUUUGCUAAAUAUAGGACACAACUGAAAGAGCUUGAGGGUUGCAUGGGACGCAUUGUGACGGAGCUUAAUGUGAUGCAUUGUUCUAUCUGUCAAAUGGACAUACGCAACCGCAGCGAUGAAGCAUACUUAGCCUGGUUGAAAGAGGUGCGUAGGGUGGCACAUGGGAUGGAGGAUAUGGUGGAUCAGUACUUGUAUCUAGUUGGUCAGGAACAUGACACAACAGGGUGCUUCUUUUACCUGAAGAAAGGGUUCAAAAAACCAAAAUCUAUGUUUUCUUUGAGCACCAUAGCAUCCAAGGUGAAGGAAAUAGAGAGAGACCUGACACACCUAUCUCAAACAAAAGACCGAUGGGUUCCCAUGACGAACAGUGGGGACUCCAGGUACAUUGUCCAGAUGUCCCAAGAACUGGCAAGCAAUUCACUUUCUCUUGGUGAAGAAGGUCUUGUUGGCAAUGAAGAUAACAAGCAAAAACUUGUACAGUGGUUGGAAGAUGAUGAAUUGGCACGGUCUAUAAUAGUUCUGCAUGGCAUGGGAGGGCUCGGGAAAACCGUCCUCGCAGCAACUGUCUAUAAGAAAGAGCGAGAGAAAUAUAAUUGCCAUGCAUGGGUCUCCAUCUCACAAACUUACACCAAAGAGGAUGUUCUUAGGAGAUUGAUCAUUGAUCUUAUGGGCAAAGAGAAUGUUCCUGCUGCGUUCGCCACCAUGGAUUUCGCAGCCAUUCAAGAGACACUGAAGAGGCACUUGGAACAGAAGAAAUAUCUCAUUAUAUUUGAUGAUGUUUGGACUCCAGAAGCAUACACUGAUCUAUUUGGAGCACUCACUGAAAAUCGCAAUGGGAGCAGAAUAAUAAUCACGACACGAAAUUCUGAUGUAGCUCACCUUGCUACUCCAAAUAGGAUACUCGUAUUGGAGCCCUUGUCAAAGGAUGAGUCAUGGGUACUCUUUUGUAAGAAGGCUUUUCCAAAUCAUAAAUGUCCUCCAGAAUUGAAGACUUUGUCAGAACAGAUAUUGUGGAAGUGUGAAGGCUUACCUCUUGCGAUUGUCUCUGUUGGCAGUCUCUUGUUUGUGCGUGACAAGACUAUGGAUGAAUGGAGGCGGAUAAAUAAUCAGCUCAGCUGGGAGCUAAUUAAUAAUCCGAUGCUUGAUCAUGUAAGGAAUAUUUUGCAUCUGAGCUUCAUCUACCUUCCACCAUAUUUGAAGAGCUGUUUCCUAUUCUGCAGCUUAUUUCCAGAGGACUAUCUUCUCAAAAGGAAAAGCUUGAUCCGACUGUUGGUAACAGAAGGGUUCAUUGUAGAGAGGGGUGGAAGUUGCACAAUGGAGGAAGUGGCCGAAGGCUAUUUAAAUGAGUUGGUUCAGAGAAACAUGCUACAGCUUAUUGAGAGAAACUCACUUGGUAGGAUAAAGCUCCUUAGAAUGCAUGAUGUUGUACGUGAGCUGGCGAUAGAUUUGUGUCACAGAGAAUGCUUUGGUGUUACAUCUGAGGAUUACAGAGGUGGGAGAUUAGUCAACGGCAUCAGCGGUGGACGUCGGCUAGUAGUCCACAAACUCAGUAAUACGACUAAUGAGUUGAUUUCAAGCAUGCACCACCUUCGAUCUGUUAUUGUAUUGGACAACAUGAUGCAGAUGUCACAACCACAAUCCAUGCUACUACUAGCUUCAGUGUUAUGCAAUUCUAGAUAUAUCACUGUACUAGAAUUAAAUGGGUUACCUAUUGAGCAGCUUCCAGAUGCAAUUGGGGAUUUGUUCAAUCUACGUCACUUGUCAUUGCGUAACUCAAGGGUAAAGUUCCUCCCCAGGUCCAUCGAGAAUCUUGUCAACUUGAUGAUACUGGAUCUAUUUAAUUCUGACAUACAGAAGUUGCCUCGAGGGAUUGCCAAACUCAAGAAGCUUAGGCACUUGUAUGCUGAGAAAAUUUGUGGUCUCUUCGAGAGAAAAUUCCCGAGUCGUAUCGCCCUGCGUUUCCCCAAGGAUGGUUUAUGCAAUCUCACAAAUCUACAGACACUGGUGGCAGUAGGAGCUGAUGAUUGCACUAUGCAUCUGUGGAAGCUUACGCAGAUGAGGACCAUUCGGUUAUGGGAUGUGAAGGGGGUCCAGUGCGAACAGCUCUGCGCAUCACUGGCUGAGAUGCAAUUCCUGUCCAGUUUAGCCAUUCAUGCAGUUGAUGAACAUCAGGUUCUCCAGUUAGACGGCCUUAAUCCACCGCCUUCUCAGCUCCAGAAGAUUUGUAUUCUUGGACGAUUGGCCGCAGGGACAAUAGAGCACUCCCCCCUCUUCCAAUUAAACUUGACGGAACUGUCUCUUCAUUGGACACAGUUGACAGAAAGUCCUGUGCCUUCCAUUACUACAAUGUCAAACUUUACAGUGUUUUGGCUUAACAGAGCAUUCAAUGGAGAGGAAUUGACUUUUCUCCCUGGAUGGUUUCCAAAGUUGAAGACCCUCUACUUGCAGGACCUGCCUAACCUCAAGAGUCUAGUGUUGCAUGAAGGCACCAUGGUGAACCUGGAAACCUUUUGGUUAGCACAACUUGAUAGGUUGACUGAGGUCCCACUUGGCAUUGAGUUUCUCGUACCCCUCAAAGACCUAUUCUUUAGGGAAAUCACUGAUGAGUUCUUUACAUCAUUGUGUGAAUGCCCCAGAAUGUAUGGAAUGCGCUGGCAGUAUACCUUGCAACAAUGAUCGCUCGCCAACUCACUGCUCCAGCAAUACAUAUGGCAGUGCUAGGAGGAUUGAUUCGAUCCAAGGAAGAUGAAGACAAUCGGUAUAUGUAUGUUGCUGUUGCGGCUGCUGUCUUGUGCAACGUGGUUCCUGCAGGUGCAGGUUAAUAAGAUUCUGACUGUGGCUGGUUUCCAUGAUCCUUAAGUCCUCUAUAUAUAUUCUGUACUAGUACCCCCUCUGUAAACUAAUAUAAGAUCAUUCAGAUAACUAGUCAUCUAAAAUUGAUGUAUGUUUGGGUUUGAGACAUUCGAGUGUUUGCUCUUGGUUUGUAAUAGUAUUAAUGCUGCUAUAUUGCUGACCGUGCGGUCGCUAGUCGGGUUGCUAUUAGCUUGUUAUAGGCUUGAAUUCCAAUGAAAAAAAAAACAUGUGCUUGUUCUAAAA
Triticum aestivum (bread wheat) is the source of this 3655-nucleotide messenger RNA. RefSeq names its product disease resistance protein RPM1. Lineage: Eukaryota; Viridiplantae; Streptophyta; Magnoliopsida; Poales; Poaceae. The record is from RefSeq and is a predicted model, not a curated record. The transcript has 3 exons. Gene Ontology annotation, biological process: defense response to other organism. The coding region runs from base 476 to 3235 and encodes 919 amino acids. Gene Ontology annotation, molecular function: ADP binding.